Molecule: messenger RNA, 762 nt
Organism: Brassica napus (rape)
Lineage: Eukaryota; Viridiplantae; Streptophyta; Magnoliopsida; Brassicales; Brassicaceae
Product: small polypeptide DEVIL 18-like
Exons: 1
Coding region: 148-570 (140 amino acids)
Biological process (GO): negative regulation of cell population proliferation
Source: RefSeq, a predicted model, not a curated record
UAUUUCUUUCCAAGCUUUGUUUGAAUUAUCGCUCUAUCUAUAAUUCAAACAUCAAACAAAUACACACACGCACACACACAUUCUAUAUUGAUGUACAUCUAUAUACAGAGUUGGAUCGAAAGUACCGAGAACAUCCACUCUUGAUUCAUGGAUGAUGUGAAGUUGUGGAGAGUUUCCAAGAAAGAUUCCAUCUUCGAGACCACUCCUUUUUCUUCAAAACCCGACGUUUUCAGACGAAGCUUCUCAACAAAAGCAUCUUCUUCUUCAAAACCCAUAUUGCCAAGAAGUUUCUCGACAAAACCUACUUCGUAUUCUUCUUCGGAACCAAUCUUUAGACGGAGUUUCUCUGCAAAACCCACUCCUUUGAAACCUCCGUUUCUAUCUAGAAGCGGUUCCACCAAAGGUCAAGCUGACACAUCGUCUACCAAGUGUUCCAUCUCUCGGAGCUUGUCUCAAAAAGGCGCUUCGGUGACCCGAAAGUGUCGUAAUGUGGCGAAGGAGCACAAGUCCCGGUUCUACAUCUUGAAACGCUGCGUUUUCAUGCUCGUAUGUUGGCACAAACACGCCUAAAAUCCUUAGAGAUGUGACGAAAGAAGAUUAGUUAGUUAAUUACAGAGAAUUUACUCGUUUUAUAUUUUCAUUUUUCACCCAUCCAUUAUUAUACCUUUAUAAAAAGUAUUGUUUUCUUUACUCCGUCUGUGUUAACUGUUAAGUAUUUUGUUUACUUUACAGUUUUACUUCUACAAAAAGUAUUGUUUUAUA